CGCACGCGUCGACCGCGGGACAACCGAGUCGUACUCGUCGACGUCGUCGUAGUCGUCAUCGUCUACCGUUCCAGUUGCAGCCACCUCAAAACGCGGCCGUUUCGGCUUUUACGCGUCCGACCCGCACCAAAGACGGACAUUUGAGUUUUCCCCGCGACCCUCAGUCGCCGGGCAGUCGAUCGGCCAUCACUCGAGUGUGAAUUUUUUGCCGAGGCCAUCACCGUCGUGUUAUUUUCGACCGAUCCACGUCGAACCAGCCUGUUGCUGCAGCCUGCGCGGACCGUCGACUAUAACGGCAUCACACACACACACACACUACGUAUUAUAAUCAUAAACAGUAUACGUAGACACGUAAUUCGUCGUCAUCGUCGUUUGCCGAUCGCUAUAUUCGAUCACAAUUUACUGUCCUGCACGUUCUAUAGAUAUCACACUAUAUAUUAUUUAAUCGUAUAACAUAUUAUAUACGUGAAGAUCGUUAGCGGUGCAAUAAUGCUUCUGUGUCUGUUGCCGGUGACGUUGACGUUGGCCGCGUUGGUCACCGACGGAGUGGCGGACGCGGCAGCCGCGGACAAGCGGUUCGCCCUGCGGCCCGUGGACCCGUUGACUAGGCGCAGCGCCAUGGACAAGAACUUCAUGCGGUUCGGGCGGGCUUUCGACUGCAGUUGGACGGCACCGUCGGCAUCGGCGGCGGCCAAGCGCCGGGACCCGUCGUCGGCAGUCGGCCGGCGCGUCGACUCCAACUUCAUCCGGUUCGGCCGCCGGGACUCCAACUUCAUCCGGUUCGGCCGGGGCGAAGUGUACACGCCCGGCGACAACAAAAUACCCAGGCGCCACUACGACGUGGACGUGGACGGGCUGGAAGUCCGGUUCGGCCGGUCCGGCGGGAGCAUCGACCGCAGUCCGUUCGGCGCAGCGAUACCGCCGCCCUACGACGACCGCCGCUGAACGUCACGAUAUAUUAUUAUAAUAUAAUAAACAAUACACAUAAUAUAUACUACUAUAUACUAUAUUAUACUUACUAUAUACUAACUAUAUAUUUAAAGUAU
Rhopalosiphum maidis (corn leaf aphid) is the source of this 1046-nucleotide messenger RNA. Its product is annotated as FMRFamide-like neuropeptides 1. The transcript is spliced from 2 exons. The record is from RefSeq and is a predicted model, not a curated record. Lineage: Eukaryota; Metazoa; Arthropoda; Insecta; Hemiptera; Aphididae. Gene Ontology annotation, biological process: neuropeptide signaling pathway. The coding region runs from base 490 to 945 and encodes 151 amino acids.